Hevea brasiliensis (rubber tree) is the source of this 876-nucleotide messenger RNA. Its product is annotated as 30S ribosomal protein 3, chloroplastic. Gene Ontology annotation, molecular function: structural constituent of ribosome. Bases 42 to 554 code for a protein of 170 amino acids. Gene Ontology annotation, cellular component: ribosome. Lineage: Eukaryota; Viridiplantae; Streptophyta; Magnoliopsida; Malpighiales; Euphorbiaceae. Gene Ontology annotation, biological process: translation. The record is from RefSeq and is a predicted model, not a curated record. The transcript has 3 exons.
UGCUUGGUUCCCUAGUCUCCUGGUGCACACAAAAGUAGAAGAUGUCAGCAUUCAUGGCAAUUCAACCCAAAAUCAAUCCCUCUCUAAAACCCGCAAAUUUCACUUCACAAAACCUCCUUAAAGCCCCAAUCGUUUCUCUUAAACCCAAAUCCUCUUUGUUGCACAUUAGUUCGGCUUCCAGUCUCAAACUUAUUCAGAGUACUGUAAAACACAAACUUUCAGCUUCAGCAGCUGACCCAAUUCUCUCUGAAGGAGAAACACCCACAGAUAAAGAGAGGCUUGGAGUGGUGGUGAAGCCAAUGGAGAAACCGAGGAUAGUAUUGAAGUUGAUUUGGAUGCAUAAGGCAAUUGGUGUUGCUCUAGACCAAGUGAUACCAGGCUUUGGCACAAUUCCUUUGAGUCCCUACUACUUCUGGCCCAAGGAGGAUGCCUGGGAGCAGCUUAAAAUGUUGCUUGAAAGCAAGCCCUGGAUAUCCCGGAAGCAAAUGCAUAUCCUUCUCAAUCAGGCUACUGAUGUCAUCAACUUGUGGCAGGAAAGUAAUUGCAAUUCAUAGCGAGUUACAAAUACGGGGGGAAAAUAAUUUACUUAUAAGCAGUGUGGACAGUUUGGUUGAUAUUGAAAAGGUAACGUCUUUUUCAAUGAGGGCAUCUGGAGUUUGGUUCUUUGGCCUUGGCUAAGUUGCUUUCAACAAGUUAUAAAGACACUUAAGCACAAGCAGUUGUAGACUCCCUUUAGUUUUUCAUGUGAAUGGCUAACCUAUUGUAUUUGGGUUUGUUCUCCCUUGGUUAUUAUUUAAUCUAAUUCUUUGUUUAUUAAAAUGGAGGGAAGAGAAAAAGGUUUGAGAAUCACAAUCUAACGUUUUAAGUUGAUAGUAA